AUGAGAGUUGUUACCGGCGGAAUCAGCCAUGAGACUAGUACCUUCACUACAGUCGAAACGAAUUGGCAAAGUUAUAAGGAACGAUUCUACCUGCGGGGCGAAGAGAUGUUAAACACAUUCCGCGGCACCAAUACCCCGAUUGGUGGAUUUAUUGAUGGUGCAGACACUCAUGGCUUUGAACUGAUUCCGACUGUUCUUGCCACGGCACACCCCAGCGGACCAACCCCUCGGAAUAUCUUUGAUGCCAUUCUGGGAGAGAUAUUAGACGGAAUCGCUGAAGCCGGUUCAAUAGACGGGGUGCUGCUUGAGCUGCACGGCUCGAUGGUGGUUGGAGACCUUGAGGCGCCGGAUGGCAUUGAUGAUCCUGAAGGGCAUAUACUGGCAGCGAUUCGUAAGGUGGUCGGCCCAGCGGUUCCUAUCCUUGCGCAAUUGGAUAUUCAUUCCAACGUCUCUCCACAGAUGGUUGACGCUGCAGAUGUGUUGAUUGGGCGGGAGACCUAUCCAGAGAUUGAUAUGGCGAAGCGUAGCCGUGAAUGUGCCGAUGUGCUGAUGUCCAUCGUGAAUGAUGGCAGACGCCCGACGAUGGCACUGCAUCAAAUUCCGAUGAUCUGGGGGAUACACCAAGUUACGGCGCACCCGCCGAUGCGGGAGGCGAUUGAGGAACUGCAUCGUAUCGAAGCACAACCUGAUGUCAUUUGUGGUUCAAUUGCAACCUGCUACUAUUUGGCUGAUGUGCCAAAUAUGGGGGCAUCGGUUUACAUUGUGACCGAUAACGACCAAGCUUUAGCUCAAACCUACGCUGACCAGUUGGGGGAGUGGAUCUUUGAACGACGCGAAACGUGGCAUGGUCCCGCACCGACAACCCGUGAAGCCCUGAAAAUCGCCGAGGCGGAGGGGAAAUUCCCGGUGAUUUUUGCGGAUCGAAACGAUAACACCGGCGGCGGUUCUCCGGGGUGA
This is a messenger RNA of Geodia barretti, 957 nucleotides long. NCBI's taxonomy places the organism in Eukaryota, Metazoa, Porifera, Demospongiae, Tetractinellida, Geodiidae. The record is from the annotation of a GenBank genome assembly.